GUGUGAGAAACUAUAGUCAUGUCGACGCUGUGUUUUAUUCUUUUGCUGUUUUUUCUUGGGAAAUGCAGGGGGGAAACUCGCUUCAUUUAUAAAACAGAGGAUAAAGAAGAGAAGUUGGAGUGUAAAACAAACAAAUGGCAGAUAAGCACAACAUCUAACAACACGAUCGACCUGAACUGCUCAGUACAGUGUGAGACUGGUAGAACUGUUGAGCUUGAUGAUUUAGAGAAUCCCUCAUUUUGCUCAAAGGAUAAAGAUUCUCAGUCUGGUUCUGUUUGCUCACUGAAAGUGGAGGAGAGUGGAUAUUAUUCCUGUGUUAAAUCUCUGGAUUCUGGUUUCCUUUUCCCUUUUAAAUCAUCUCCCAACAACGUUAUCCAGUCUUACAUCAUCGCUGUUCAGAACCCAGCCUUGACGCUCGAGUCUGAGAGAAGAUCUUCAGUGAAUGUAGCUGAAGGAGGAUCUGUGAUUUUAAACUGCAGUUUCAGCUUCAAACCAGGAUAUAAUUUAAAUAAUUUUGUUGUUUACUGGAUUAAAACUGUAGAACAGAGCAGCACCUGCAUUUAUUCAUUUGAUUAUGAUCAGAAUAAUGUAAAAUACGGUCACCACUGUGAUGAACCGCCGGACAAAUUCAGAUUCAUAUACCAAUCUGAAGGUCAGUUUACUCACAGCAUUAAGAUCAGUGAGGUGAAGAGUUCAGACAGAGGUCAGUACCGCUGUGCUUUACAGAUGGACACAAGUGUUAAAGAGAGUGAAUCUGCAGUAAACUGGAAGGUGAUAGAAGACGUUACACUCAGAGUCUACAAUCCCACACCUCCUCACUCUACUGACCAACCUGAGACCCCCGAAAUACCUGAGACCCCCAAAACACCUGAGACCCCCGAAACACCUGAGACCACCACAAUACCUGAGACCCCCAAAAUACCUGAGACCCCCAAAACAUCUGAGCCCCCCAAAACAUCUGAGACCCCCAAAACAUCUGAGACCACCAAAACACUUGAGAACACCACAAUACCUGAGACCUCCAAAAUACCUGAGACCGCCAAAACACCUGAGAAAACAACUGCCGUGUAUGUGGGGGUCUCGGUGCUGCUGUGUGUGCUGCUGCUGCUGGCUGGAGUGUUUGUAUUUAUCAGAAAGAGGAGAUUUCUCUCAGCAGGACCUCAGACUGUACAGCAGCAGAGAGAUAACAAAGAAACUCUUGAUGCUGACUGUUCUCCGUAUGCUGUCGGGAGAGGAGAUCAGGAGUACGAUUCCAUCAAAUCUCCUUCCACAACCGCUGAUCCAGAUCAUAAACAGCCCUCAGAACCUCUGGACCCAUAUUCAGUAGUCCGACUGAAUGACUUAUACGACUCUUCAGCUUCAGAGAACGUCCAACAUCCUGUUUAAGAUAAAGGAGGUGAUCAGUUUCUCAUAUCAGUGGUUUACACGCUAAUACUGUAGAACUGUAGAGAAUUACUCAGAGAGAGGAACAGGUUCAGAGUUAGAUAAAGCCCGUGUUCAGAAUUUAAUGAAGUGAAAGGCAGUUCUUCAGCCCCACAUACUUUAAUUAUAGGUGGGUGAAGUCAGGUUAACUAAGCUUUGUGUGAGUUCUAAUAAUAUGAUACGUUUUAUGAAUUGACACAGUUCUCUUAAAAAAUUAUAGUAUAAGUAGGUUCUCUUCUAAACUAUGACACAAUGUUCAGCUAAAAUGGUUCAGUACCUAAAAUGACUUUUUUUAAAAUAUAAAAAUGUAAAUUCUACUUUCUAAUUUGAAAGAGCAGGUCAUUUUGAUUUGUUGUUACAUAUUAUAAGAUUACAUAUAAUUGCUCUUAUUAGUGAUGAGUGAAUUUGCUGUGUUAUCCCCACUUACCAUAUGAUUUCUCUGAUGUACAGUAUUGUGCAAAGGUUUUAGGCACCUAAAAUAUUUCAGUAAAUAAAAAGCUUCUUAUCUGUGCAGUAAAUGUUUAUUAUCUCAGUAAAACACCAGCAUUACAAUUAAUACAAACAGCAAUUUUACAAAAAGCAGUGCUUUUACAGCCCUGUUUUCCUUAAAACAUCUCCUAAUCUCUCCUCAUCUGAGUUUAAUAGAGUUACUUCUAGUUCUCAUCAUUUCAACACCUGUCAUUAUUAUUUAUUAUUAUUACUGUUAUUAUUAUUAUUAUUAUUAUUAUUAUUAUUAUCUGACUCCUUUUAGAAUUCCAAGCUAAACUCCAGCUAAAUAAUAAUCAAACUGAUGAUUCAUGGAUAAUUGUUUCUAAACUCCUACAACAAUAAACAAUAAAACAAUAAAACAAUAGGAAAUAUAUUAAACAAGGCCUGUUUUAGCAUAAAAUACCAUUAUCACAGCUUACAAACUUGUAAAUAAGAAAGCUAACCUAGCUUUACUAAACAUCAUAAAACAUUACACAAAAAGCUUUUAAACAGCCAACAGAGAACAUCAUAAGAACGUUUAGCAAUGUUUAGAAAAUGUUCAAGGAAGGUUAGCCUGGAGGUGGUUUGCAUCACAAUGUUAUUAGAACGUUUCUCACAUAACAAUCCCAGCUAGUUGAAUACUAACAUUCCCAAAACUAACAAUUAAAAUAGAGACACAAGUGACACUGUUAAAUAUAAUGUUCUAAGAACAUCCCAAAAAUUUGACAUAUUUUUUAUAUUUGUUUUAACGUUUUUCAAAUCAUAUUUGAGUCACUUUCAUAUGUGGUCCUAAAUUGAAUAUGUAACCGAUCCAUGGACAUGCGACACAAAUGUAAUUGAAUUCAUGCAUCUUUUUGCUUUUACACAUGCGCUACGUGCUUCUUUCUCUACGUCUUUUUCUAUAGUGUAUAUAAACCUAUUGUUUUAACUGUAGUGCAGCCCCCUACAGCCUGCCACUAGAGUCAGAUUUCUUUCCUGACAGUGAUGAUAUAUAUGAUAUAAACUGAAUCACUGUAGAAAUAAAGAACAAUACACUCUUAUUAUUAUUUCAGUUCCCACAGUAAAAGAUGUUUAAUGUAAUAAGAAGUUCUGCUGUGGUUCUUUAAGGAACUUGAACAUAAAUGAGAACACUGUAAUAAAACUAUUAGAGAAUAUUCCCAGUGGACAUUUAUAAACCACAACUUAAAACUUUCCUCUUUAAUUAAGCUUAUAAAUAACUGCAUCUUACUUUAUUUACUUGCUUCAUUUUAUUUAUUUAUAUUGUAUUUUCCUCCUGUAUUUUUAAUUUAAUGAUUUUAUCUAUUCUUAUUUUCCUGGAUUUAAGUGUUAUGCUUUGUCUUUUGUUAUGAUUUGAUUUAUUUUUUUAUUAAUUCUUAAUUAUUUUUAAAAUUAACUGUGUUUAUUUGCUAAAUUUUGUUUAUCCAUUAGCUUUUUAAUUCUUUUUUUCUCUGUACUGUAAAGCACUUUGAGUGUGGACCUAAUGUAUAAAAGGUGCUAUAUGAAUUAAGUUAAAGGAGUAUAUGUCUAAAAAAAAUAAAGAUGUAACAAAGAAUAACAGCUUUUUCUCAAAGGGGAUAAAUGGUGGAUAUAUAUAGUUAUUAUUUGGAAUGACUUAAUCAUUUAUUAUUCUUAAUAAUCUUAGAUAUGUGUUUACAUUCUUUUAAACAUUUCUGUUUCAAAACAUAUUUCUUUUCAUUUUUAAAUAGAUAUUUUGACUGUUUUUC
This is a messenger RNA of Astyanax mexicanus (Mexican tetra), 3614 nucleotides long. RefSeq lists its product as uncharacterized. The transcript has 7 exons. The record is from RefSeq and is a predicted model, not a curated record. Lineage: Eukaryota; Metazoa; Chordata; Actinopteri; Characiformes; Acestrorhamphidae. The coding region runs from base 19 to 1386 and encodes 455 amino acids.